AUGCAACUUACAUUGGGGGGACCGGUAGGAAUGUUGGAGAGAGGAUUAAUGAAUACAUGGCAGGAAAACGACGACAAGAUCAAAUCAUCUAUAUCGUCGCUGGUGAUCUACACGCGGCAAUAUUCAUUCGCUGGUACACUGAGUGACAAGUGCGUGCUACCAGCCGUGCCACAUCCGGUGGAGCAACACACGUAUUGCUGUAACUUGAAAGUGGAUCAGCAGCGAAUGGUCCCGAUAUCUGCAACUAAAAAAUGGAAGUUUUCUCAAGGAAGAAAAAACGUCAAUGAUGCAUAUUCACCACUUGAUUUCAAAAUAAAUUUGUUUAAUAUUUGA
Molecule: messenger RNA, 333 nt
Organism: Necator americanus (New World hookworm)
Lineage: Eukaryota; Metazoa; Nematoda; Chromadorea; Rhabditida; Ancylostomatidae
Exons: 4
Coding region: 1-333 (110 amino acids)
Source: RefSeq, a predicted model, not a curated record